Molecule: messenger RNA, 8660 nt
Organism: Synchiropus splendidus (mandarinfish)
Lineage: Eukaryota; Metazoa; Chordata; Actinopteri; Syngnathiformes; Callionymidae
Gene: slc7a14a
Product: solute carrier family 7 member 14a
Exons: 13
Coding region: 2149-4443 (764 amino acids)
Biological process (GO): transmembrane transport; amino acid transport
Cellular component (GO): plasma membrane
Molecular function (GO): amino acid transmembrane transporter activity
Source: RefSeq, a predicted model, not a curated record
ACCUUCCAGUCGCGUCAAAGAGUGGAGGACGUCACCUGGCGCGGCGGAGCUUUUGUACGGGGGAGGAGAGGCGGCGGUGGCCCCGCCCACCGCGAGCCCUGCGUCACCAGCCACAAGCCCGCGUCGUGCCAACAGUUUCACGCACUCAACCACACACGCGGAACUCUGCCUCUUGACAGGUCACUGUAAAUGAUGCGACACAAUACAGUGUCGCACAACGAUGACGUUUCGCUUAUUUAUUGCCAGAUGGGUUUCGGUUCAAACCCCGCGAGUGGUCCUUCCUGAGUGACAGGUAGAGCGGUGGGAUAUUCAGGACCUCAUCCAGCUCGAAUGAAUGUCAAAAAAAUCCUCACUAUUCACCGGACUUCCCAAGGGUGGAGAAAGGGCCCCGAGCUCCACUCCGCCCACCUCUGUUCUAGACUACUUCCUCCUGGACGUGUUUUGUCGUCAACAUUCUCCUCUCCUCCAACUCCAGCCUGAGUUCAAGCCCACGUAAAUGCGAUUCCUGACAUGUGAACUGCAUCGUCUCCUCCCCCUCUCCUCCUCCCUGGAACCUUCCACCAUCCACCAGCACCUGUGUAGCUGCAGCUCCAGACGCCUCCAUGGAUCCUGCCUUGGAUCACAGACGAACAAACAAGAAACGAUUGCGUAAACUUUUGGAUUCUAAAAGAAACUGACAGACUUUUCUCUUAUUUAUUCAAGGUCUUCGCCGUGACAUCAUCUGCUCUGCUCUUGUUUUCCUCUCUCUGUCUCCCAACUCUUCCUCCAGGCCCUGCUGUUCUUUGGCCAGAAGACGCCAGAGUUCCUACCGACACCCUUCCAGGCCAGUGACGCAAACAUUAAAAAGAUCCUGUUUUAACCUUAAAAAACCCUUACCAUGACCAACUAAAAGACCCAAUCUUGUCCAGCACUGGACACUGAGCCGAAUGAAACAGGCGUUGGUGAGAGCAGCUGCAUCAAUAACCAAUCUCCCUUGUGAACAGCUCGCACAGCAGCUGCUCCUGCUCUUAUCAGCUGAGGGAAAUGUCACCAGCCACGUCCACCUAAAACCUCAACACUGAAGGAGCUCUAGGCCAAAACACUAUUGAUCCCCUCCAGAUCCUUCACCACCAGGGAGCAGUUACCUGCUCACAUGAAGGCAGUAGGGCAACUUCCUGCUAUAGAAUCUCUAGGUCCCCAGUUAAACAUGGCUUCCACACUCACAUGACUUCAUCCAUGUGAUUUCUUGGCGAUUUACUGUCACCAUUUUGUUACGUUAUUUAGUAGUGAGUAGUUGUGCUUGAUGCAGGUGUGUAACUCGUAUAGACAAAUAUAGACUGUAAACCAUGUGUCCAAUGGAGGAAUAGAUUUUGAAAAUCCAAUGGUUUCUUAAGGAUUAAAAACAGGAAAAUAUCUAUUUAAAAAUUAACAAAUAUAUGUUUGGAUUAAACAAAGCUGUUAGGAUGGUUUUAUUUAUGGUGGAGAAAGUCCCAAAAGCAUUAGAGGGAAUGUAUCACAGUAAAGGCCUGAGAUGAGCGAUGUUUCCUUGUGAAAAAUACCCUCUCCAGAUCGCAAGAAACAUGAAGGUAAAACAUUUCAAACAAAAAAAAUAUUGGAGUAAUAAGAGAAAAAUAAAAUAAAAUAAAAACGAAAACAGGAGUGAUAAUGAAUCCUUGAGAUUGUGCGAGUAAACAGUUGAAAUGUGAGCCAAAAAUAAAACUAGCACCUGCUUAGUUCCACUCAUGGGAGGUCCGGCUCUGGCCACGCCCACCACUCAUGAUGACGGCAGCUGCGAGGUUCUCAAUAGAAGGCGAGAGAAGAAGGUGAGGCGCUGAAGCCCUCGAGCCGUGAUCAGGUGCGCAGGCCACGCGCGCCGCUCCUGUGCGUCGCCGGGUCACAUGUCGUGCUGAAUGAUUUAACGCUCUUGACAUCAUCGCCGCCCCCCUCCCUCCCUCCCUCCUCUCAUCCCCCUCCUCCCGCUGCUGCUGCUGCUGAUGCUGCUGACCGACUGCAGCAUCCGACAUGGACAUGCUCUAAUCCAGCCACAAGAACUUCCAUCGGCGCCAUGUGGGGAAGCCCUGAAACGGACUGAAUCGGGGUUCAUAAAACAGCUCUUCCUCCUCCAGCACAGCUCUUCUCAAAUAAACUGCUCGACCUGAAGCUCCCAAGAUGAGUGGACUCGCAGGAAAGCUGGACCCCCGGAGGAUCCAGUGGGGCGCCACGUGGAACACCUUCACGUCUCGAGUUCUGAGGACCAAACCGGUGGAGUCCAUGCUGGACUCGGCCAUGUCAGGCACCGGGGCGCACGGCACGAGGCUAGCCAGGGUGCUCUCCACUGUGGACCUGGUGUCGCUGGGUGUGGGCAGCUGCGUGGGGACCGGGAUGUAUGUGGUCUCUGGGCUGGUCGCGAAGGAGAUGGCUGGACCGGGAGUCAUUGUUUCGUUCAUCAUCGCAGCUGUUGCUUCGAUAUUAUCGGGAGUGUGUUACGCGGAGUUUGGGGUGCGCGUUCCGAAGACGACCGGCUCCGCCUACACGUACAGCUACGUGACCGUUGGAGAAUGCGUGGCUUUCUUCAUCGGCUGGAAUCUGAUCCUGGAGUACCUGAUCGGCACAGCGGCCGGGGCCUCGGCUCUCAGCAGCAUGGCCGACUCGCUGGCCAAUCACACCAUCAGCAACUUCAUGAUCACACAUAUUGGCGCGUUGAAUGGCCUGGGUAAAGGCGAACAGUCGUACCCCGACUUGCUGGCGUUGUUGAUCGCGCUGCUGGUGACUGUGAUUGUGGCGCUGGGCGUGAAGAACUCUGUUGGCUUCAACAACGUCUUGAACGUCAUCAACCUGGUGGUGUGGGUCUUCAUGAUGAUCGCCGGGCUGUUUUUCGUCAACGGAGAGAACUGGGACGAGGGGAGGUUCCUCCCCUUCGGCUGGUCCGGGGUGAUGCAAGGAGCUGCCACCUGCUUCUACGCGUUCAUCGGUUUUGACAUCAUCGCCACCACUGGAGAGGAGGCCAAGAGCCCCAACACAUCCAUCCCGUACGCCAUCACAGCCUCACUCAUCACCUGCCUCACCGCCUACGUCUCGGUCUCUGUGAUCCUGACGUUGAUGGUACCGUACAGCGAGAUCGACGCCGACGCGCCGCUGAUGGAGAUGUUUGCUGUGCACGGGUGCAUGUUCGCCAAAUACAUCGUGGCAGUCGGAUCCAUCGCUGGAUUGACGGUGUCCCUGCUGGGGUCUCUCUUUCCCAUGCCCCGAGUCAUCUAUGCCAUGGCAGGGGAUGGCCUGCUAUUCAAGUUUCUGGCACACGUGUCGUCCUACACGGAAACCCCGGCGGUGGCCUGUGUGGUGUCUGGUUUUUUGGCUGCCCUCCUGUCACUUCUGGUCAGCCUCAGAGACUUGAUAGAAAUGAUGUCCAUCGGGACUCUGCUGGCCUACACCCUGGUGAGUCUGUGUGUGCUGCUGUUGCGGUACCAACCUGAGGGCGAGAUCCACGGCUUUGUCAACUUCCUGUCUGAGGAGCAGAAGAACAAGAAGAAAGAGGGUGUCCUGGCGGAGUGUGAGAAAGACGCCUGCUCCCCCACCAGUGAAGUGGAGGAGUACGGAGGUCAACCCACCAACACUUGCGGAGCGAAAAACCUGCCUUCGCUCGGUGACAACGAAAUGCUAAUCGGCAAACCGGACAAGAACGCCUACUCGGCCAAUCACCCCAACUACGGCACCGUCGACAUGACAACUGGAAUCGAAGCGGAGGAGUCGGAGGAAGGGAUGUCUCGCCGCCUGAAGAAGAUCAUAGGCCCGCGGUACUACACCUUACGGAUACGACUGGGGCUACCUGGGAAGAUGGACAGGCCGACAGCCGCCACAGGAAAAACUGUCACCGUCUGUGUGCUGCUGCUCUUCAUCAUCCUCUUCGCUUUCUGCUCCUUCAUCAUAUUUGGAGCAAACUUUAUCGGCGAGGGUCACUGGUGGGCUUUGCUGCUGCUGGUCUUCUUCAUUGUCUUCAUCGCGCUGCUGGUCAUCAUCAUCCUGCAGCAGCCAGAGAACCCCAAGCGACUGCCCUACAUGGCACCUUGCGUGCCUUUUGUGCCCGCCUCCGCCAUGCUGGUCAACAUCUACCUCAUGCUCAAACUGUCGGCCAUCACGUGGAUACGGUUCUCCAUCUGGUGUCUCAUAGGGGUGCUGAUCUACUUUGGCUACGGCAUGUGGAACAGCACGCUGGAGAUCACGGCCAGAGAGAACGAGGUGCACGCCUCCACGUACCAACGCUACGACCAGGGCGUGGACGAAGGCUUCUGCGGCUUCGAGGACGACUUCUACCCGCCCACCACUGAGCCGUGGGACACACCUGAGGUGAGAUCAGAAGCCGUGCCGACCAAAGCCAAACCGGAGAAUGACGAAAUGUCGCCAAAGGAAGUGAGGAGGACCAUUGGCAAUCACGGACUGGCAGAAGAAGACCCGAUGGAUUUCUAAAAGGCACUGACUUUUGUGUUAUCAUGAAUGUACUGCCUUGUCUGUUGCCUGAGGGGAGCGAGGGGGCACCCGUGUGAGAGCAUGAAUGGUCCGGUGUGUAUGUGCGUGUGCAUGAUUGCAUGUGUGUGGGUUGCUGUUUGUUUGCGUCAUGCGUCAUAUCCAUGGGCUCGACCGUCUCCUGGCGGGGGAGUAACGUCCCCAUCCUCACUUUUCUCUGCCUCGUCUGAUUCCGUGCAUCUAAUGUGGACGUCAAGAUGUGUGUGUGUCGUCACAGUCACUUUACUGGAUUCCACUCCCCACACCGCGGCAAGGCCAGGUGCCAAAGUGCAGACAUUGUGAAACUGACUGCUACUCAUCGAUUUGUCCCUGGGAUGAGUCACAAGCCGAGACAUUUCCAGGUUCUACGUCGCUUGUAAGAUGCUUCUUGUCUUUAAGAAGACGUUUGCACUUGUUAAAAAUAAAACCUAAAACGUCGAGCCCAAAGUCCUGGUUAAAAGGUGUUGCUGUUUUCUGUCACGACUACCACCUUGCUUGCAAUAGUGCCUUCAUCCUGUGAGUUCGGGUUACUUCCGUGUAUGUGGAAGGGUUGACACACCUUGACACGUCGAUGCAUGAGCGGAGCCUGUUUUGUUUGUCCAUGUUUUCAGAGUGCUCUUCCAGCAUUUAGCAGCAUUUGUCACUGAAGAAACAACAUCUCUUUAGGGGUAGUUUCACUUUGCCUUGGCCCUAGCAACAGAUUUGGUCAACAAGACACCCUAAAAAAGUGAGCGCUGCUCACCCCAGGGGUGGAUCAUGCUGCCAAAGAUAAUCUGGCAUUCUCUGGGGUAAAUGGGAAAACCAUCCGCGGAAAGGUUAUUGUGAAUUAUACUGAUAAGUUUGGACCUUUGGAGGGGUUCGAGAUAAGCCCGUAUGGCUAGGUUUGCAGGAACUCUUCUAGGCACUUCACAGGACAAUUUGGCCGAAUGGAGUUCCUUAAAGAAGAGGUCUCAGUACUUUCAUCUAGUGUUGUAGUGGUUAAUCGUAUGAUGAACUCUUUGGUGGUCAUUGGUGAGGGUGUCUUAAAAGCAUGAUCUUUCUAUGAAGGCUUUCUCAGGCGAAACUCAAGCGAGGACUCCUUAGUUAAGACGUAGAGCUUGGGAGUGCUGGACUCAAGUGUUACGUGUUCUCUUUAGUUCCCUGCCGUGACUCGACCCCUUUUGUCGGUACAUUUUGCGGUAUGAUUUGGGGAAACUCAUGAUCCCUGUCGUCUACCAAACUAGCUUCCAUUCAUGUCGCUUUUGCUUCCAUUCCUGCUUAGGUGUCGUGAAAGUCACAGUCUAGCACCCAUCGUAACGGAGAUCAAAGCUGGCGUCGCCACAGUUCAAGGGUGAUUUGUCAAGUGGAAUGUCAAUUUCUGUGGUAUCCUUGUCUCCUGUACCUGUUGCUGCAUCAGUCCCUUCCAGGGAGGCCUUAUUUAUAAUGCACUAACUCUACAGAUGCCACGCUAACGCCAACCCCGCACCUCACCUGUGCUCCCGCAGCAUCCGUUCUCUCACCUCAUCUUGAAUCUGAGGCUCCAGAACUGAGUGAUAUCGGAGCACACGUACCUGCACACUGUAUCCGCCACAGGUGGAACACUAUAGCUGUGCCACGUGAACACGAAUCUCAUCCAGAAAAACUUUGGCAUUCAGUCGAAUUGAAGCCGACAGAUCCGACAGCUCUUCAACCACCUCAUUGGUUGCCAUUUAAGGCGGACCUUUUGGUUGUUUUUUUUUUGUCUUUCAUUUCUGCACUAUGGGACUACAAAACAAAAUCCUCACAAAUUUGAUCCAGUGAUAACCGUCUUCAAACUUCAAUGAGUGAGUCUUGGACCUUGCUAGUCUGCUAGUCAUGUUCAGUUUGACUUGCUACCAUCAUGGUUGGCAAAGGUGUGACUCCUAGGGGGAGCUCUUGCUUAUUGUUCACAGUGUGUGUUCCAGAAUGGGCACUGAACUCGGAGCGUAAAGGCGCUUUACCAGACCAGACAACAAGAGCUCAGAAAAUUCAGAAGUUCAGAAUGAAGAAUUGAAGAUUCAGGUUUCCUAGAAUCCAGAAUGAGAGCUGUGAAUAUACUAUAAUGACUGUUGCCAACCAUCAGCUCAACACGUUAUUCUGACAAUCAAUCCAAAUAUUGCAGUCCAAGUAACGUCACCACUGCCAAGCCUCCGACCCCAGAUUGUAAAGAACCUCUUCUUAUUUGUUGUUGUGGGACUGCAUGGACCACGUUUGUGUGUGUUUGGCAGGUAAAUGUGACGCAUGCCGUUCUGCAUGAGGCCCAGGGUCUAGUCAGUGUUUCAGCAUGUGAUGGCUUAUCACAGUGCAUACGUGGUACUUACCCAGACGGACUUUCAAACCCGCUCCGAAGUCAUGUUCCGGAACACGACACUUUGAUGUCAAGCGGUGUCACCUCACUUUGGACCCGGUCCAGGUUUUGAAAACACGUUCACCUGUGGACUCAGGCAGAUGGACAAAAGCUACUCACUGGUUAGUAAGCGACUUCCUUCAGAAGCGACCCGUGAUUUGCCCAGCGCGAGUCUUGGCUGUCAGUCACGCAUCCAGCUAGAGCUCAUCUCUGGUAUCUUUAGCUUGAGCACGCUCAUGAAGGCAUCCAGGAUCAUCGACAGGGGUUUACAAACCAAGCUUCUUCUUCCCUUCUGCGUGCACGUGGACUGGGUCCCAAAGCAUCGAGCGAACCCCAGGCCUGGCUUGAAAAACAGUCUCACAUGUAGCAAACGUGGGUUGGCCGCUCCUCUAGCAGCUUCCUGUUCCUCCCUCCUCACGACCUCUGUAUGCCAAAGCCCACCAAGUGUGUUUACUUCUGUUGAUGCAGGACGACCUUUUGCGCUGACAGUGGACACAUCUUGAAUUCUAAUGUGUUAUCAGAUUGAUUUUGACGAUUUAUUCAUGAAAUAAAAUCACAUAACUAGUAGCCUGAAGAUCAUGGACCACAGCAGAUGAAUCUAUCCAGCAGGAAAGAAAGUAUUUUUCUACAGCUGUUUUCCACCGCGGGUCUCCCCUGGGUGGACGAGGCCAGCAGUAAACUGAAUAUAUUUUAACAACUCUAGACUCUGGAAGAAUGGAGGUAGUUUAAUUUCUUUACAUUUAGCUGAAAUCUUACAGGGUUACGGAGCAACUAUUUUAACUUGCUUUUGAAAGUUCAUGCAUCACAGACGGCGUGCUUCUGUGUUCUCUUCGUGCUUGGAGUGUCCACUUGCUGUUUUGUUCUGGCUAACUUGAUAUUUCCUUCUCUUCAGUGUAUACUUUUGGGCACAAGGUUGUAAAAUGUUGUCGUUUCUGGUUUCUUUUUUUCACGUGUGACGUUCUUUUUCGCCUCCUUGGCUCCACUGUUUCUAUGCUGAGGUGGUGAUAUUGUUUUAAGCAACAAUGAAAGUUAUUUAUUGCAAAUACUAAAAAGUGUCUUGGUCGUUUUUCAAAGCUUCUAUUUGGAAAUUGUUUCGUAUCACUGUCGUGACAUUUCUAUAUACUGUAUAUACGUCCAACAAUACUCUAUUCCAACGGAUUUAGCAUAAGAAAACAUAGUUAGAAGUUGAAUUCAUGCAAUAUUACAGCAGGUCUUUUUGCUGUUGACAUCUUCGAUUGCUGAGAAUAUUCCGACUUAGGAAAUCCUACGUUGGGUGACAUCAUCUGUGGGGCGGAGCUGACAACUGGAACACAGAACUAGAGUCCAAAAAAAGGCGGGAAAACCAAUGUGCUAGCAUAGCAUGUAUUUAUUGAAAAAAAGUAGAAAAACAGCUCAAAAGAAUCAAUAUAUACACCAAGAUAACACUACUGGAUCUAAAACCUGAAGUUCUGUUAGUGUGUUUAAGGUCAUCGUGAGGAGGCAUCAUAACACUACUCUGGUAACAUUAAAGUCUAAAGAUAUGUACAGACGCAACAGAAACAGAAGCUAUAAACACAAACAGUGGUUUUUAAAUGUGCAAAGAGUCGGUUCAUUUUCAACUUGAGCAAAACAAAUUUGAUCAUGAAGUAUUUGUGUAUGAUUUUUAACCUAAUAUUCAUGUGUUAAAACUGCAAUGUUCCCUUUUUCCUGGCCAUUUUGAAAUACGUUUCAGAAAAAUUUAAUGUUCAAGAGGAAAUAAACUUUACCAGAGGCAGCACCAUAAGAGCUGGGGUGUGCAGAGAAAAUGGAGCCUUUUUGUGUGUUUUCAUCCUGUUUUUGAUAUAAAUAAAGGCUCUGA